Molecule: messenger RNA, 2224 nt
Organism: Hemicordylus capensis (graceful crag lizard)
Lineage: Eukaryota; Metazoa; Chordata; Lepidosauria; Squamata; Cordylidae
Gene: C3H11orf87
Product: chromosome 3 C11orf87 homolog
Exons: 2
Coding region: 780-1241 (153 amino acids)
Source: RefSeq, a predicted model, not a curated record
GAUUUUGGAUUGGGGGUGGGCGUGAUUUUAAAUGAGAUUCGGAGGUAUGAGGGAAUGUUUAGACUUCUUGUUUGGCUGAAGUGAGUAUUGACUAGGCAAGGAUGGCAUCAGACACAGCAUUUUGGCGUAUAACGGGGCGCUUAGGGAAUGCAGCAAUAAGGGCAGAGCCGGGGAGGUAAGAAGAGAAAAGGGAGCCGAAGCCAGGAGGCGGGAGCGUCUGUGCGCUCCUGGAAGCGGGGCCGAGGUCCGAGCACGCCCAGCGCGGUGGCGCCCCUUGCCCCAGGGUGUCAGCCCUUGACUGAGCGGCUGGGGAAGAAGAAGAAGCAAACGCCCCGCCGUCGCCGCCACGGCUGCUUUCCCGGCUGAGACGACAAUGGGGAGCGGCGGCGGGCGGCGGCGGGAAGCGGAGCCCAGUCAGAGGCACUGGCCGCGUGACGUCACCGCCCGGGCUAGCUAUAGGCUGCGAGCUGAGCUCCCCGAAGCGGCAGCGGCUCCGGCUCAGCCCGCUUCAUUCCGCGCUUUCCGCAGCCUGUGCGACCGCGGCAGUCGGGGGCUCCAGCUCUGCUGCGACCUCCCUCCGCUGUCCCUCCGACGGACCAGGUAAGGAAAGGAGGAGGUUGGCUCUUCAUUUCCUCUUAGAAAACGAGAACGAGAGGGAGUGAGUGUGAAGGUCUGCUGGAAAAGAAGGCAUUUCCCCGAUUAAGUGCAACAUUGCCACCAUCCUAGUUCAUCUGCAGCGCGAGGAGGGCGAUCCUCGCCUUUACAAAAAAGCCUCCUCAAUGAGUGCCAAGCUCUCCAAGGAGUUGAGGCUCUCCCUGCCGCCGUGUCUCUUGAAUAGGACAUCUGGCUCUUCAAAUGCCAGCAGCACCUGCAUCACGCAAAUGGGGCAGCUCUUCCAGUCUUUCUCUUCUACUUUUGUUUUAAUUGUUCUGGUCACCCUCAUUUUCUGCCUCAUUCUCCUCUCCCUCAUUACUUUCCAUAUCCACAAGAGGAAGAUGAAAAAGCGGAAAAUGCAAAAGGCUCAGGAGGAAUACGAACGGGACCACUGCAGCACCACCAGCACUGAGGCAGGCGAUCGUUGUGAAAUACCCCAAGGAAGAGGAUCUUCCAAGCUGGGAAGAACCACUCAGGAUUCUAGUAUCCAGUUUCCUUCUGCCCCGGAAAGUCAGAGCAACCAUCCUGAAAGAUCAUGUUUGGACACAGAUACUCCAGGGCUCUUGCAAACAGUGGUAUUGUCUUGAUUUUAUUUUAUUUUAUUUUUUGUGGGGACCUUGCCAAAAGACAAUGUUUGGUGUUUGUACAUAUUUGCGUGGUUAUUAUAAUCUUGAAGACGACAACAAAGAAAAUUAUUAUUAUUACUCUUAUUAAUAAUGAAAGAACAAGCCAGCCAACCAACCAACCAGAAUUCAAGCGCAUGACAAAUUGCAUUGCGUUUUUCAUUGACUUUUGCAAGGGGAAGGAUGCAUCUUUAUUUAUUUAUUUUUUCCUUUCAGAGAAGAUGAGAAAAAGCUGCACAGUACUACCAAAUAGUCACCUGCCCUAAAAGAAAUGGUGCGGGCAGUACAGUUGUGAUGUACAGAAAAGACCCAGAUUGUAUAGAAUUAACAUAUCUAUUUCCCUACCUUUCUUUGGAAGGGACUAUACUAGAGUGUAAUGGUAUUUAAAGGACUGUUUUUAGAUCAACUGCCAAGAAUGAAAGGGAGAGAGAAAGUGGGGUGGGAGGGGUAAGGAGGUGGAAAACAGAAAGGGAGACACUAAUUUCUAAACAUGCAUUUUGAAUUUUAUAUCUCUGAGACAAUGGCACUGAGGGAGGCUGGUCCCUUGACCAGUUUGCAUUGAACCAAGAAUGUGCUAUAAGUUUUGUUGUGUCAAUAUUGCCCCCCCCACUCUCCCUUUAAAGGGAUUAGCUUUUAUUCUCUUUUGAAAAAUCUGCCCCAGGUUAAGCGCAAGUAAGUAUUAAAAAACCCCAACAAAAACCUCCUGCCACCCAAUGCUGAUCCCUCUUUUUUAUUUCUCUCUCUGCAAUAUUACCUACCCUGUGCCCUGCAAAGCUGUGAAUGCCGAACAGUCUUCUAGCUAUGCUUCUAUAUCUAUAUCUAUGUCUGUGGGAGGGGUUGGGAUUGUUUCUCCACAGGAAUGUUUUGGGUUGUAUCUUUUUCUCUCUCUAGGCAUUUUCAAGUGUAACAGCCUUUUUCUUAUAUUAAAUCUGGAAUAAGAUACCUUU